Messenger RNA from Lucilia sericata (common green bottle fly), 7375 nucleotides. RefSeq lists its product as uncharacterized. NCBI's taxonomy places the organism in Eukaryota, Metazoa, Arthropoda, Insecta, Diptera, Calliphoridae. The record is from RefSeq and is a predicted model, not a curated record. The transcript is spliced from 15 exons. Gene Ontology annotation, biological process: regulatory ncRNA-mediated post-transcriptional gene silencing. The coding region runs from base 229 to 5055 and encodes 1608 amino acids. Gene Ontology annotation, molecular function: RNA binding; 5'-3' RNA helicase activity. Gene Ontology annotation, cellular component: cytosol; P granule.
ACUAAUAGCGCAGACCAUAUACUAUUCUAUGUUUCAGACUGUAGACUAAUCUAUAACUCAGACUAUAAUAUAUAUUCUAGUAGAUUCUGUGGAAAUUAUUAAAAAAAUUAUACAUAUUUAUAUUAAUGCAUUUGACAACACAGUCCAUGAAUAAACACAAUCAGUCGAUUGGCAAACGGUGCAGGGAGUAGUUGUAAUUAUACUUUUUUGUUUUAAAAAAUAGCAACAAUGUCCAGCGACGAAUCAAUUGGCACCCAAAUUUCAACAGUUUCAAAUCGUGAUGAUGGUACUAAGACAAAACUAAAGUCUCACAAAUCGGAACAAUGGGAAAUAAAUUUAAUUGGAAACUUUGUGCUUGGUUUAUAUCAUCGAUCAUUUGUAAGCGCCAAUAAUGAAUGGCUUAUUAAAAAAUCCAUAAUACGGGAAGAGUAUAACAAAUUUAUUACAAAAGAUUUAAGAAAAAAAUUAAAUGAACUCAAUGGUUCUUCUGAUAUUGGCACCUUGUUACACCGUUGCGGUUUUCUACUCAACACUCCCCGUGGAAAUCCUUUUUUCAAAAUAAAAUAUUCCAGUUUAUUUGAUUUUCGCAAUAAUAAAAUUAAAGAAUUGGAUAAAUUAAAAAUAAAUAGUGAUGGUCUUGAACAGAAAACAGACACUGUUAAAUCUCCUGAAAGCUUAUUACUGGAAUUAGUGGAUAAUAUAUCAAAUGUUCUACAAGAAGAUAAUUUGGAAGUGGAUGAAAGUAUGGAGCCAAUUCCUUUGGAAUAUCAGGCCUCCUUAAUGCAGUUACGCAAAGAAAACUAUAAUCCUACUAAUAUGAGCUGCUGCAUAUGUGAAGAAGAUUUUAGCACUAUGGAUGCAUAUGAAGAGCAUAUACAGAAACACGGUGAUGAUACAGAUUUUGAAUUUUUAAACACCAUGAGUAAAUUUGAUAACCCCAUUUUUAAAAUGAGCUAUAGACUUUGCAAAAAUUCUCAUUACUUUUGUUUUGAAUUCGAAACAAAACUAGAGAAUUUAAUAAUUGAUAAAAUUAUUAUUGUUCAGUCGCGUUCAUUUUACUAUGUCCACAAUAUGCGUGUUCCCUAUAAGUGUCCGGAAAAUGGUACGGAUCGCUUUUUUGUCGAUUCACAUUUGUUUACCAUACACGUUGAACAACCAAUUGUUUUGAUAUGUCAUCUGGAGAGUAACAAGGAAACACAUAUUGUUGAACAACAUCAUUUUAUGCGUUCUGAGGAAUUUCCAAAAGUGAAUUUUUCUAUUAAUCCUUAUCGUUUACCGGAUAAAAAAAUUUUUAAACCAAAAUUCCAAUUAGCCGACUAUUAUCCACCAAAAGAAAUUCAAGAUGCUUUAAAGGAUGAUUUCUAUUAUGAGAAACUCAUGAAAACAUCUAAUGAAUUCCGCGACUAUGUACGUAAUGGCAAAACAUUACAGCCUCAUAAUAUAGGAGCUUCGAUAAAUAUACUAUUGCAAAUAGAAGAUAUGGACACCAUACAACAAUAUCUGCAAUUAACGCAAAAGAAUAUAAAAUUACGUAGUUAUGGUGAUGAAUAUAGUUUUCAGCUUAAACCCAAACAACGUGUCUUUAUUGAGAAUAUAUUAUCAGCUUAUGAUGAGGUAAUACUCACCACUCGUACUGAUAUCUUGGCAAAAUCCGAAGAUAUAAUGCAAUUAAUGCUGCAGAAUAAGAGCGAUAUUAAUCGUAUGAAGAAUACAUUUGUUGGUCUAAUACAGGCUGUCAAUACGGGUCGUAUUAGCUUUAAAUGUGAUAAAAAAAUUAAUAUACACGGUUCAUAUACGAUUAUAUGUCGGCCAUCACGUUUAAAUUUUCGUUAUCAAUAUCGUUCGCUCGAGUUGUUGCCAAUUGCUAUGGAUUUUUUAAAGAAAUUUCUAUUUCCUUCUAAAAUAAUGCCACGACCAUUAUCGAGGGUUAGUUUGGAUUUGUAUAAUAAAAAUAUAAGCGGGGAGCAAUUACAAGCGGUGCGUAAUAUAGCUGAAGGUCCACGUAAUGAUGCUACGUAUAUUGUAUUUGGUCCACCCGGUACUGGCAAAACUACCACCAUAGUCGAGUCCAUUUUACAACUUUUAAAGAAACCGAAUACCAAAAUAUUAGUUACUGCUAGCUCGAACAGUGCUUGCGAUGAAGUAGCCUUACGUUUGUGUAAAUAUCUAAAACAAUUAGAUAUUCCCCGAGCCAUGGUACGCAUCUAUUCACGUUCAUCGGAAAUUCGCACCGAAACAAUCGAUGAUGAACUAUUGGAAAAUUCCAAUAUGUACAAUAGACAAUUCUAUCCUGAUAUCGAGGUAUUACAUGAAUAUCGUAUUGUUGUGUGUACGCUGUCGGUUUUAGCGAAAUUGGCAACAGGAAAAUUUGGUCGCCAAGAAAAUGGUGCAACUUUGUAUACGCAUUUAUUUAUUGAUGAGGUUGCCGCCUCAAUGGAAGCUGAAGCUUUAAUAGGUAUAACUACAGUUUUGACACCGAAAUCAUGUCUAAUUAUAUCCGGUGAUCAUAAACAAUUGGGUCCGAUUCUACAAUCGAAACGUGCCAAAGAAUUGGGUCUAGAUGUAUCGUUAAUGGAUCGUUUAUUAGAUCGUGAUUGUUAUCGUGUCGAUGUUGAUACGGGCGAUUAUGAUCGCACCAUACAGACACGUUUGAUACGUAACUAUCGUUCUCAUCCCGCUAUUGUUAAUUUAUAUAGUGGUCUCUACUAUAAUCAUAGUUUGGAAUCGUUUGCUAAGAAGGAUGAUGUUUCCUCAUGUGAACUUUGGCACAAAUCGCGUAAUAAACAAUAUCCUAUAAUAUUCCAUGCUAUAUAUGAGCCCUCUCAUUCCGACUAUCAAUCGCAUAGUUUAUAUAAUCUCCGAGAGCUGGAAGUAGUAAUGGAUUAUGUUAAAGAUCUCAUGUAUUUUGGCAUAAAUGGCAAGCCGGUGCAAGAGAGUGAUAUUGGCAUUAUAUCGCCUUAUAAAAAACAAUAUAGACGCAUACAGGAAGAGCUAAAUAUACGCAAAUGGUUUGGUAUUGAAACUGGUUCGGUGGAAACGUUUCAGGGUAAAGAAAAGGAUAUAAUAAUUGUAUCAUUUGUACGUUCUGGCACUCGUAAUUUGGGUUUCUUGGAUAAUCCAAGACGUUUAAACGUUACUAUAUCACGUCCAAAAUCUAUUUUAAUUAUGGUGGGAAAUCCACAAACUUUAAGUUUAAAUAGUGAUUUUGAGUAUAUAAUAAAAGAGUGUCAACGUAAUAAUACGUUUGUGGGUGGUAUAGGGCCACCAAGAGGCUUUGCAGGUGGAGCAGGAGGUGCAGAAGCCAAAAAGGAAAAUACUACAAAAGCUGACGAUGAUUUGCUAAAACUUUUAAAUGAUAAUAUGAAAGCUCUAAGUGUAGAGAAUAAAAAUGGCGAAAAAGAAGAGCAGAAAACUACUAAAAAUUCAAGAAAAAGUCGUGGACGAAAACGUGGAGGUAGAAAGUCUAAUAAUAAGAAUAAAAUUUCGAAUGAGAAUAAGGAUACAACUGUGGAUGAUAAAGACGAAGACGAUGAUGACGAUGACGAUGAUGAAGAGGAUGAUAUUAGUGAAACUAGCAGUAAACCUUCUACAUCUGGAAAGAAAAGAAAUGACAAAAAUAAACGCCAAUUAAACAAUAGAGCCGGAGCAAAAAGUGGCAAAAUUACCAAGCAAUAUGGUAAAGGUAAACAAAAAAAUGUUGAUAAUAAUAGUAGCAGUAGUAAAAUGCCUGAAAAAAAUAAAAUCGAAUCAUUAUUCGAUGAAUUACCUAAAGUGCCACUGACUACACUGAACACUACUACUACAACAGUAAAUUCAAAAAAAGCUGUUACCUAUACAAAUGAACAACUAAUGCAAAUGAGACAACAACAACAGCAAUAUUUUGAAAACAUGCAAAGGCAACAACAACACUUACAAUUUCAACAACAUCAACAAUUACAACAACAACAAUUACAUCAUUGGUCUAAUAGUUCUUAUUCAAAUACUAACGAUUCCUUUUUCAAAAUACCAACAGCCGGCCAUUGUCCUCCAACAAAUAUACCAUUCAUGAGUCAACAGCAACAUUUUAAUCAACAGCCUUUGCAAUAUACUUCACCAUUUGCUUCGACACCUAAUGCAACUGUUGUCAAUAAUGCAAAUAAUUUCCGUUUACCAAACGUUAAUGUUCCCAACGAUACUACGGCGAAUAGAAACAAAGAUAAUAAUAAUGGAGCAGCUGUGAAUGCUGCUAAUAAGGCCAAUACAAAUAAUAGAAAUUCGGCUAAGAAUAAUUAUAAUAGAAAAGAUAACAACAAUAAUAAGCAGAAAACAUCUGGGGUCACUAAAGUGUAUGCUAACAAAGCUAGAAAUGCCAACGCAGUUAAUGCAACAAAGAAACCCACAAAAAUUGCUGCUAAUAUACAUGCAAGUGCAAAGGUAAAUAGUGACAAUACUAAUAAGACAAAAUUUGGAGCAAUACCAAAAACAAAUCUUACUAGCAAUACAGCAGCUAGGCCAAGUAAUUCGGUAACAUCUUCAUAUACUACUGGAGCUGUUAGUCCGAUUACCAAAACAGUGGCUCCUAAAGCCAGUACUGCAACAGUUUCUAACAAUAUUGGGGCUAAUAAACCAAUUAGCAGCACUGCUAAUAUAUAUCCCACCCUAAACAAAACUACCCCUGUAGCUACUUCUACGUCUACAGCAAACUCUUUUACUUCAUCCUAUAAUAUCAAUCGUCCAACUAUUAGUUUAACUACUUCCAAUAAUAUUAACUUUAAUAGAGCUACAUCAGUUGCUUCAACGAACUCUACAGCUUCUACAUUGAAUCGUCCAACUAGUAGUUUAACUACUACAUCUACAGCAAGUUCUCUUAAUUCAUCCUUUAAUACUAAUCGUCCAACUAGUAGCUUAACUACUAAUAAUCAUAACUCACCAAGUUACGCUCCAUCAGCACCACCAUAUAACAUUUAUUAUCAGGAUUCUAUAAACAUUGAUUCGAUGUAUAAUCGACCCACUCGUAAUUUAUCUUUUGAACGAAAACAGAAAGAAAAGAAAGAUAAUUCAUGUGUUAUUUCCUAAAGGAAUGUGGAAAUGUAAUUUCCCUAAAAUGUUUCUUUAUUUAUGCGCUCUAACACUUUAUCUUUCUUAUUUUAAAGACAAUUUUAUGAUUUGCAUCAUUAUAGCAUAAAACGUUUAAGUAUAAGUACUCGAAUUCGGGAAAUAGCUAAUCUUUAAAUAGAACAUCUUCUAUAAAAAGAAAGGAAAGGUUAUAUAGUGAGGAAGGUUGUCUGUAGUUUGGACUGUUGAAUAGUCCAUAAUUUGGACUGUAGUCUAGUCAAAGGUCUAGACUAUUAUCCAGUUUAUAAUCCGAACUGUUGUGUAGUAUAUAGUCAAGUCUAUAGCCUAGGUUGUAGUCUAGUCUAUAGUCUGAACUCUAGUCUAUAGUCUGAACUCUAGUCUAUAAUUUAGACUAAAAUCUAGUCAAAAGUCUAGACUAUUAUUCAGUAUAUAGUCAAGAAUGUUGAUUUCUAUAGUCUUGACUAUUGUCUUAACUAAAGGCUGGACAGUCGUAUAGUCCUAAAUCUGGACUAUUAUCCGGUCUAUAGUCUGUACUGUUGCCUUGUCUAUAGUCUGGACUGUCGUCUAGUCUAUAUUUUGGACUGUUGUGUAGUCCAUAAUCUGUACUGCAGUCUAGGCAAUAUUAUGAAUUGUUGCCUAUAGUCUGGACUGUCGUCUAGUCCAUAAUAUGGAUUAUUUUUUAGUCUAUAUUCCGGACUGUAGUCCAGUCAAAAAUAUAGACUAUUAUCCUGUCUAGUCAAAAGUCUAGUCUAAAAUCUAGCCUGUUGUCUAGUCUAUAGUCUGGACUGUUGUCUAGUAUAAAGUGAAGCCUAUACCGUUGUCCAAACUAAAGUCUGGACUGUUGUCUAAACCAUAAUAUGGACUGUAGUUUAGUAAAAAAUCUAGACUAUUAUCCAGUCUGUAGUCAGUCUAAAUCUUUGAAACUAAAGUCAAUGCGUUUGGUUUUUAAAACCAAAACUCGAUUGACGUCUAUUUGGGGCCUCUUAACAUUAGUGUAUUUCUAAGUCUGGGUAUAUACUUAUGUUGAGAUAGUAAAGCAUUUAAUCAAAUCUUUUGAAAGUUCUUGGUCGCAACAGAACUUUCACACUAUCGUCAGUUAGCAACCAAUGAUCUCUGAAAAGUCUUUGACGUUAUAAACGUUAAUGACUGCUAAAAUACUCUUUACUCUCGUUUUUCGAAAGCUUUUGCUUUUGAAUCGUAUAAAUCCCCCUGAACUAUAUAUAUAGUUCUAGAGGUGGGUUUAAGAGAGAGAGAGUAAAAGAGAAACAGAAACUUAUUUAACUGAAUUUUUAUAUUAAACUCUAUGGAAUAGAGACAAAAAUUCGGUUGUAUAGACAUCAGAGUAUUAUUUUUUUUAGAAGAGGAGAUCCAGAAUCUAGGGAUUUGAGAGAUUUGUUUGGAUCAAUAUUCCUUUUAACACUGAGAGGGUGAGCUAGAGAAGACUUGUAUUUUAAUUCUCGCGAUAUUAGGAUUUAAGAGAUCAUUUAGGGAUAAUGAUUUGAUUGAUCCCUUUUAGACCUAACCUUAAAAACCUAAAUUAUUCAAAAUGACUAUUAACCCUAAGAAGGCGAGACAAAAACUUGUUACAAAUUUGAAACUAAAAGUUUAAUUUCAAACAUUUUAAUACAUAUUUCUAAAGUCUCGGGAUUUUGGUAGUUAAAAGAUCAUUUAUGGUAUACAAUUUUAUUGGUCCCUUUUAGUACUAACAAUGUUUGAAUCCUAAAACCCUAAAUUAUUAACAUUUCUAUUAGCUCUAAGAAGGAAACUAGUUAGAAGUUUGAAACUUAAAGUUAGUUUCAAGAUUUCCUAAGUCUCAGGAUCUUGAAAUUUAAAAGAACAUUUAAAGGUGAAGAUUUGGACUAGACGUUUAUCAUGAAACACUUUUGUUUGUUUCCCGAAUUUAAAUAAUUUUAAUCGAAUCUCUUAAGUUUUUUUUUUCUUAAGAAAUAUAAUUUCUUAAUCGUAUUGAAAUUGAUUUAAUUUGUUAUUGUGCUAAAACGUUUUUGCAUUGAAAUUGUCUUUAUUUAUAUAUUUAUCACUUUAUUUAAACUAAUACCCAUUAACCCUUAAACAUAUAAAUAUUCAAAAUUUUAUAUACUAAAACAUGAAAUUUGAUUGAAUAUUGAUUGAAUUUCUAUUUUGUAAUGUUUAAAGUAAAAUAUGCUGUAUUUAAUAUCAAAGAAAAUAUUAAAUACCAAGCGUAUUCAUUACAAUUAUUAAUUCAAUUCUUAUUCGGUUACUUUUCACCAAUAAUUACAAAUAUUAUUUUAUAUUAAAUAUCAAAUAUAUAUGGAUUUAUGGUUAUAUAUAAACUUUAUAA